ACAUGACAACUGCAGCUCCACUGGGAGGUGAAAAAGACGAAGAUUUGGAGAAGAAGGAUGAAAUGGAUGAUGAUACAAUGUUUACUACACUGGGUGAAGAAGACAAAUCAAAGCCCUCUGUGGCUCCUCGGUGGGCCACUCGAGUAUUUGCCGCAGAUUGUCUGUGUCGAAUUAUCAUGCUCUGUGAACAUGCAAAUAAAGCCCACUUUGAUCUAGCUCUGGCCCGCUCUGCCAAACUUAGAGACCCUAAAAAUGACCUUCUAGUGCUUCAUCUCUCGGAUCUUAUUCGUAUGGCAUUUAUGGCUGCAACUGACCACAGCAACCAGCUGCGAAUGGCUGGUCUCCAAACACUUGAAGACAUUAUCAAGAAAUUUGCAGCAGUUCCUGAACCAGAGUUUCCAGGCCAUGUAAUUCUAGAACAGUAUCAAGCUAAUGUUGGGGCUGCUUUAAGACCGGCUUUCUCCCAGGAUACCCCUUCAGAUAUAACUGCAAAAGCUUGCCAGGUAUGCAGUGCUUGGAUUGGAAGUGGCGUAGUAAGUGACCUUAAUGACCUCCGUCGUGUUCACAACCUUCUUGUCUCUUCUUUGGACAAAGUACAAACCGGAAAAGGGUCUUCCAGCCAGCUGUAUAGGGAGAGUGCCACUACGAUGGAAAAACUGGCAGUCCUCAAAGCCUGGGCAGAGGUAUAUGUUGUAGCUAUGAAGAUUAAAAAAGAAGCAGAGACCAAACCAAAGAAAGCAGCAAAAAAUGGAGGAGAUGAUGAAGAUGACGAUUAUGGCGCAGUAGAUGUGCUGCCACCAGAUAGUCUGAUAACUCUUGUUCAACCAGAGUUGCCCACUCUUAGCCGUCUCUGGUUAGCUGCCCUCAAAGACUAUGCCCUUUUGACAUUACCAGCUGAAUUUGCAAGUCAGCUUCCUCCAGACGGUGGAGCAUUUUACACUCCUGAGACUAUUGAUACAGCUAGACUGCAUUAUCGGAAUUCAUGGACCCCAAUUUUACAUGCAGUUGCACUAUGGCUCAACAGUACAGGGUUUAAUGCCUGUGAAACAACAGGAGAUGCCUCAGCAGCAACACCUCCACAAAAGCAUGCCACACCCAUUAUGUUAAAUCCAGCGUCAGAAACUUCACCUUCCACCAAAACUUUGCAAGAAAUAAAUAAAGAUAGAAUGCAUUUGAUUUUAGGUGUUAGCAUACAGUUUCUAUGUUCUCCUCGACCAGAAGAGCCUGUCGAACAUGUUAUGUCCUGUUUGCAAGCAGUGCACACUUUACUUGAUUCCUCUUGUGCUAGAACCCAUAUUGCAGAAGAUCAGCUACUUGGUGUCGAACUUUUGAGCGUGCUCCAUCGACUCUUGUUGACCUGCAAUCCUCCAUCAGUUCAACUCUUAGUUACAGAAGUUGUGCAACAGAUCAUAAGAGCCGCUCAGGAUCAUUUACAAGAAAAAAGAAAUACAUUGAAUGAAGAAGAUGCAAAAGACAGUAACGGUGGGCUGGGCGAAGGAGGAGACAGCGGUGGUCUUGUGCCAGGAAAAUCUCUUGUAUUUGCUGCUAUGGAACUGCUAAUGUUUAUCCUUGUGCGACACAUGCCACAUCUGAGCACAAAAAUGUCAGAUUCUCCAAGUCAUUCCUUCAACAGAAUCCAGCUCUCAGAAGAAAGUGCUCGUCUUGUGGCUGCCACCGUUGCCAUCCUGUCUGAUCUACCCACUCUUUGUUCCCCAGCUGGAUCUAUGACUAUAUUGCCCACUAUCCUCUUUAUAAUUAUACAAGUGUUGAAAGAUACUGCUGUAAAAACUGUGGGAAAUCAGGUCCUACCACCAGUCGGUGCAGCGCUUCAAGGACUGAAAAACAUAGUAACCCUUCCAAUGACCAUGAGUGAGAAUAUUCAUAAACAGUGGACAAAUCUUAUCCGCAGCACCCUAGCCUCCAUCUUGGAAUACUCUCAGCCAGAAACCUCCAAGCCUACUUUAGAUGAAAUAAGUAUGCUUACUGCCAUCACACUGUUCCUUUGGUCUGCAAGCACUGAAAUAAUUGGAGUGCAAGCAUUGCAAAAUGGCUGCAUUAACAGAUUUAAAACAGCAUUGAAUUCAUCUGAUCCUUGGGUUCAAGCCAAAUGUUACCAUCUUCUACUUUCUAUAUUUCAACACACAAACCGUGCUCUCUCUACCCCAUAUAUACAUUCCCUGGCACCAAUAAUGGUUGAGAAACUGAAAGGUGUGGAGAAAAACCGUCCAAACAACAAAACAGAACUCUUAGCAAUCCAGGAGGGAAUUAAAGUACUUGAAACACUGGUUGCUCUUGGUGAGGAGCAGAAUAGAGUACAAUUGCUUGCUCUUCUUGUCCCUACACUCAUAUCUUAUUUACUGAAUGAAAGUGCAUUCUCUUCUGCAUCCCUGGUAUCAAAAGAACUUCAUGAAUUUGCUCUCCAGGAUCUCACCCGCAUUGGACCCCUUUAUCCUCUUGCAUUUAAGACAGUAAUGGGAGCAGCUCCUGAACUGAAAGCACGACUGGAAACUGCAGUACGAGCAAAUCAGGCAAGCAAAGCAAAGGCAGCUGCCAGGCAACCACCACCCACAGUACAUUCCACGCCAACAAUUAAACUUAAAACUAGCUUUUUCUGAUUCUUGUUGGAACAAUCAUAAAACACUCAUCAAAGAAGACAUCAUUCCUUCUGUGCUGCUGUAUCUCAUUCUCUAUUUUUCAUUGUUUGUCAAUAGGCUCUGCAUUAGCAAUGUAUGUUUCUAGGGAAUUGUUGUAUUAUGGUUUGAAAUCUGCGUAUUUCAAGAAAGAAGAUAUCUGGAUGUAUAUAGAUUUUUUAUGAAAUGGAGUAAAUUGACCAUCUGAAGUUGUGUUAAACUAUCUCCUUUAACAAU
Thamnophis sirtalis is the source of this 2867-nucleotide messenger RNA. The record is from RefSeq and is a predicted model, not a curated record. Lineage: Eukaryota; Metazoa; Chordata; Lepidosauria; Squamata; Natricidae.